GGCUCCGUAGUAAUCAUGGCGGCGGCGGCGUUCGCGGUCCCUCGGGUGAAACAGAAAGCGGGAGCUACGCGGAGAGGGAGCGAAGAGCGGGGCUGAGGCGGCGGCGCCGUCACUGCCGGGAAACACCUCCCCCUCACACACCCCCCUCCACAACAGUCAGCGCAGCGGCGGCCGCGGGAGCCCCGGCCCACCGCCCGGUGAGCAGAGGACGAGCCGGAGCCUCGUAGGAGAGACGCCCGGGGGGGGGGAUCCGCCUUCCUUCGCUUCGGAGCGGCGGGAUUCGGAGAGUUGGAGGGCUUUCCGGUAUAUUGAUGCCUUAUUGAUAAUGGCAGAACACCCGCCUUUGCUAGACACAGCUCAGAUUUUAAGUAGUGACAUCUCUCUUCUGUCUGCCCCUAUUGUAAGUGCAGAUGGAACACAACAGGUUAUUCUGGUACAAGUUAAUCCAGGGGAAGCAUUUACAAUAAGAAGAGAAGAUGGACAGUUUCAGUGCAUUACAGGUCCUGCUCAGGUUCCAAUGAUGUCCCCAAAUGGUUCCGUGCCUCCUAUUUAUGUGCCUCCUGGAUAUGCCCCACAGGUUAUUGAAGACAAUGGUGUUCGGAGAGUCGUUGUGGUUCCACAAUCACCAGAAUUUCAUCCUGGUGGCCACACAGUUAUCCACCGCUCCCCACAUCCUCCUCUGCCUGGUUUCAUUCCUGUCCCAACCAUGAUGCCCCCUCCACCACGCCAUAUGUACUCACCAGUGACUGGAGCUGGCGACAUGGCAACACAGUAUAUGCCACAGUAUCAGUCUUCACAAGUAUAUGCAGAUGUAGAUGCCCAUUCUACACACGGCAGGUCCAACUUCAGAGAUGAAAGAUCUAGUAAAACAUAUGAACGCUUGCAGAAAAAAUUAAAGGAUCGCCAAGGAACACAGAAAGAUAAAAUGAGCAGUCCCCCACCAUCACCGCAGAAAUGCCCUUCUCCCAUAAGUGAACACAAUGGACUCAUAAAAGGGCAGAACGCCAGUGGUGCAAACACAGGAUCUGCAAGAAACAGAUCAGGGCGCGGGAGAGGCUGUACACAAGUUGACCCGGAAAUAGAAGAAAAAGAUGAAGAAACUAAAGCAUUUGAAGCAUUUCUUUCCAACAUUGUCAAACCAGUGGCUUCAGACAUUCAGGCGAGAACUGUCCUGCUCACCUGGUCACCACCAUCCAGCUUCAUUAACGGUGAAGUGAAUGAGACAGCUGUACCAGAGCUCUUUAAUUAUGAAGUCCUGGUGUCCAGCACUGGGAAGGAAGGGAAAUACAGAAGUGUUUAUGUAGGAGAUGAAACAAGUGUCACUUUAAAUGAUCUCAAACCAGCCACAGAUUACCAUGCAAAAGUGCAGGCAGAGUCCAAUUCAAUCAAGGGAAUUCCUUCAGAAGCGGAGAGCUUUACGACCUUAAGCUGUGAGCCUGAUCCCCCCAAUGCACCAAGGAUAGCCAACCGGACCAAAAAUUCACUCACCUUGCAGUGGAAGGCACCUAGUGACAAUGGUUCUAAAAUCCAAAGUUUUAUUUUAGAAUGGGAUGAAGGGAAAGGAAAUGGAGAAUUCUGUCAGUGUUAUGUGGGCUCACAGAAGCAAUUUAAAAUUACCAAACUGUCACCAGCAAUGGGUUGUAAAUUUAGAUUAUCAGCCAAAAAUGACUAUGGUGUAAGUGAUUUUAGUGAAGAGGUCCUGUACUACACCUCAGGCUGUGCCCCUUCUGUACCCGCAAGUCCUAUGCUGACCAAAGCUGGAGUUACUUGGCUGUCCCUACAGUGGACUAAGCCCUCAGGAACACCAUCAGAUGAAGGGAUUUCUUACAUUUUAGAGAUGGAAGAGGAAACAUCAGGCUAUGGCUUUAAGCCAAAAUAUGAUGGAGAAGAUCUUGCUUACACAGUGAAAAAUCUGAGGCGAAGUACAAAGUAUAAAUUUAAGGUCAUUGCUUAUAACUCAGAAGGUAAAAGCAAUCCUAGCGAAGUCGUGGAAUUCAGUACCUGCCCUGAUAAACCAGGAGUACCUGUGAAGCCUUCAGUUAAAGGGAAGAUACACUCACACGGUUUUAAAAUUACUUGGGAUCCACCAAAAGACAAUGGAGGGGCACCCAUCAAUAAGUACGUGGUGGAGAUGGCAGAAGGUUCUAACGGAAACAAAUGGGAUAUGAUCUACAGUGGCGCUACCAGGGAACAUCUUUGUGACCGGCUGACUCCAGGCUGCUCCUACCGCUUACGGGUUUACUGCAUUAGUGACGGAGGGCAGAGUGCGGUCUCUGAAUCUUUACUUGUACAGACUCCAGCUGUGCCUCCUGGCCCAUGUCUCCCUCCCAGGUUACAGGGUAGACCCAAAGCAAAAGAAAUACAGUUACGAUGGGGACCUCCUCAGGUUGAUGGUGGAUCACCCAUUUCCUGUUAUGCAGUAGAAAUGACUCCUGCAGAUAAAGAUGAGCCCAGAGAUGUUUACCAAGGCUCUGAAGUGGAGUGUACAGUGAGCAGCCUUCUUCCUGGAAAGACGUACAGCUUCAGACUUCGUGCAGCAAACAGAAUAGGGUUUGGACCAUUUUCGGAAAAAUACGAUAUCACUACAGCUCCUGGGCCACCAGACCAAUGCAGACCCCCUCAAGUGACAUGCAGAUCUGCAACUUGUGCACAAGUGAAUUGGGAGAUUCCUUUGAGUAACGGAACUGACGUCACUGAGUACCGGCUGGAAUGGGGAGGAGUUGAAGGAAGUAUGCAGAUGUGUUACUGUGGGCCUGGCCUCAGUUGUGAAUUAAAAGGACUUUCACCAGCUACUACCUAUUACUGCAGAGUCCAGGCUAUGAGUGUUGUAGGUGCAGGUCCUUUCAGCGAAGUUGUUGCCUGUGUGACUCCACCAUCAGUUCCUGCCACUGUGACUUGUCUUCAAGAAAUCAGUGAUGAUGAUAUAGAAUACCCCCAUUACUCACCCUCUACCUGCCUUGCAAUUAGCUGGGAAGAGCCUUAUGACCAUGGCUCAGAAAUCCUUGCCUACAGCAUAGACCUCGGAGAUAAGCAGCCUUUGACAGUGGGAAAGAUGACAAGCUAUAUCAUAGACAGUUUGCAACCAGAUACAACAUACAGAAUACGAAUUCAAGCCUUGAAUAGCCUUGGAGCUGGGCCUUUCAGCCACACAAUUAAAUUAAAAACUAAGCCCCUUCCUCCUGAUCCACCUCGACUGGAAUGUGUUGCCUUUAACCACCAGAACCUUAAGCUUAAAUGGGGAGAAGGAACUCCAAAGAUGUUAUCCACAGAUGCUGUUCAGUACCACCUUCAGAUGGAAGAUAAGAAUGGAAGGUUUGUCUCCCUGUACAGAGGGCCUUGUCAUACAUACAAAGUACAAAGGCUCAGUGAGUCCACGUCCUACAAGUUCUGCAUUCAAGCUUGUAAUGAAGCUGGGGAAGGUCCUCUCUCCCAAGAGUAUGUUUUCACCACUCCAAAAUCUGUCCCAGCUGCCUUGAAAGCCCCCAAAAUAGAGAAAAUAAAUGAUCACAUUUGUGAAAUUACAUGGGAAUAUUUACAGCCAAUGAAGGGUGACCCAGUUAUUUAUAAUCUUCAAGUUAUGGUGGGAAAAGAUUCAGAAUUCAAACAGAUUUACAAGGGCCCUGAUACUUCAUUCCGGUAUUCCAGCCUUCAGCUGAAUUGUGAGUAUCGAUUUCGAGUGUGUGCCAUUCGCCAAUGCCAAGACCCUACAGGGCAUCAGGACCUGGUAGGUCCCUACAGCACCACAGUGUUCUUCAUCUCCCAGAGGACAGAGCCGCCAGCCAGCAGCAACAGAGACAAUGUGGACAGUGCCCGGACCCGGCGUACUCUAAGUGACGAGCAGUGUGCCGCAGUCAUCCUGGUGUUGUUUGCUUUUUUCUCCAUUCUGAUUGCCUUUAUCAUUCAGUACUUUGUAAUCAAGUGAAAAUAUAACUUUAUUUUUAACACUGUAUUACAUUUUAUUUUGUCAUGUACUAAAAUUAUUUCUGUAUUGCUUUUACAAAAUGGUGGCAUUUAGCACUGGCAUUGAGACUAUCUAUUGAAACAUGGCUUUGGCAUUUCAGUGCUUCUGUUGUUAGGCAAAGGCUGGCUCUUCAUGGGAAUCCAGCACAGAAACAUCAAUCUGGGGAGGGCUGAUUAUUUUGUUCUUGGGUUGGGACUUUUUUCCCUGCUUUUUUUUUUUUUUUCUCUCUCUCUCUCUCUCCCCUACACACCUCCCCCAAGCCCCAGAUAUGCCUUCUAGGAAAACAAGCUUUCUAAAGGACACUGCUUAUGAUUGUUUUGACCACUCAGCAUAAGGAAAACAGUGGCAACCACGGCUGUGUGUUUCGAAGAUGACUGCCAUGUGAAAGAAAAUUUCAGAAUGACUAGAAUUUACACUAACGUUCUCUACGAAACUUGUUCAAGUCUGAUGCUGUGAAAGCAAUCUAGUGCUAUAUUUCUACCUCCUCAUUUGUCUUAAUUGUUUGGUAAGUGGGAUUUUGAUGAAUAACUGGAGGGCUUAGCAAACAAAAACUGGAUGAAGGAAUCUGAGUGAAAAAGAAGCUGUUUGUUGAGUGUGGAGUUCUUCCUUACACACAAACACACGCACACUCUCUCUCUCACACACACAUACACAAACAUAUACACACGAACUCACAAGUGAGCCCAAGAAUGCACAGACCCAGAAAUAUGGACCUUUACUUGAACAGUACCUCUUUUUGGGAUUUGAGAAUAGAAGACUUAAAUAAUAACUAAAUAUGAAGCCCGUUUAGCUUCUGUUUUCUGGGCCUUGAAACUGUGUGUGUGUGUGUGUGUGUGUGUGUGUGUGUGUGUGUGUGUGUGUGUGUGUGUGUGUGUGUGUGCGCGCGUGCGCGCGCGCGCACACAUGCACAUUGGGUCUGUGUGCAGACUGUCAGGUAAGGAGAUGUGUCCAUACUCAGCACCUGGUCUAGGCUAGCUUUGAAGGACUCCCAGUGGUUCUGCAGCAUCUCCUAUAACUACUGCUGUUGCCGUCAGAAUUUCUAAUCAAACUCAACCUUUUUGUUUGGGGUACCAAAUCUGAAGACAAAAUUAAUUUGCACCAGUAAACUUCAAGCUGCUUUCUUUCUUGAAACUAAUGUUUAAUGUAUAAUGUCUGUUUGGAUACUGUUCCAAAUUGUUGAUUGCAUGUGGGUACCGUUGCAUUAGAGCACUUUGCAAAUUGCAUAGUUCAUUAACGUUUGUGAGCUUGCAUUUGUGAGUUACUGGAUGAUCAGAUUGAAUUGUGUCAUAUCACAUUGUACAUCUCGCCUCGAUGUCAAUGACUGCCAGUAAUAAUACAGUCUGCAAUGAAUUUAUAUGAAAUUUUUGUUUUAUCACAUGUUAUCUGUAGACAUCUGUAACUAGCUUCUUUAAUUUAUUAUUUGGAUUUUAGAGUAGCAAGUCACUAAUUUUUAGUUGCUGAGGUCUGCAUUUUAGUGAUUACUAAGCACUUCUGUCUGUCAAAAAGAAAUGUAUGUUUUGUACUUUGAAGAUCUCUGAAGAAUUUCCCUUAUAAUAGAAUGGGCAUGUAUUGUAAUUGUUUUAUGUCAAUGAUCUGCGCUAUAGAAAAAAACAUUAACCUUUAUUCAAAAAAGAAACGGAUAAACUUGGCCUCUCCAAGUGUAAGAAAACCCUGUCACUCUAAUAUACUGUAUGUUUACAUUUUAUUUAAUCUCUUAUGAAUAGGGUGAUAACUUGUCCCCAAACAACUGCGAUUACGAUUGUUUUCUAGAACUUCUUAAAAGUGCCACAUUUGGCAGUACAAAUGAGUCUGAGUGUAAGAGCCCAGAGAUUUCUAUAUAGUUGAAUGUCUAAAAUGGUAAAAUGUGCCACACAGUGGCUUAUGUUUUUCAUAGUAAUUCAAAUGAACUCCUAUUUUUGAUAGUAAAUGUCAUUUAAUAGUGUACUUGCCAUUUGAGCCUCACUGCAAUGUUAGUGCAGAGGAGAAAACAAUUUUUAAUGUAAUCUUGAUUUUACCUCAUAUACUGUACAUUCCAAAAACUCAACUUUUUAAAGAUUAUAGAUACACUACCAAACAUACCACCUUAAAAUUGUAUAAGGUUGAACUUCAUACAAGUGAAAAAGUAUAAUCUCAUAAGAAUACAUAAACUAUGUAGCAAAAGUAUCUGUAAAAUCCAUGGAAAAUAAAAGUUGUAUCAUUCUUUUUUGA
This is a messenger RNA of Mus pahari (shrew mouse), 6169 nucleotides long. RefSeq names its product fibronectin type III domain containing 3A (gene Fndc3a). Gene Ontology annotation, molecular function: protein binding. The transcript is spliced from 26 exons. The record is from RefSeq and is a predicted model, not a curated record. Lineage: Eukaryota; Metazoa; Chordata; Mammalia; Rodentia; Muridae. The coding region runs from base 326 to 3922 and encodes 1198 amino acids.